CUCUAUGGUCACGUAAGCGGAAAGCGGUGCCGCACGUCUCCACGUGGGCGGAGUGCGCAUGCGCAGAGGCCUCACCGGUGGAAAGAUGGCGGAAGAAGAGCCAAGGAAAAAGAUCCCGUUGGUGCCAGAAAAUCUCCUGAAAAAAAGGAAGGCUUAUCAGGCUCUCAAAGCCACCCAGGCAAAGCAGGCGCUUUUGGAAAAGAGGAAGCAGCGAAAGGGGAAAGACUUGCGCUUCAAGAGACUGGAAUCGUUCCUGAUCGAUUCCCAGCGACAGCAGCGGGACAAGGCCCGCAUCAGACGGCUCGAGGAGAAACCUCACGCCUUGGAAGUGCCCGAUGGACAUUCCCUGGCCUUUGCUGUCCGCAUCCAAAGGAUCAAGGGGGUGAGUUUUCUGGUGAAGAAGACCAUCGCAAGACUUCGUCUGAAGAAGAUCUUCAGCGGCGUCUUUGUCAAAGUGACGCCCGUGACCCUGAAAAUGCUGCGUAUGGUGGAGCCCUAUGUGACGUGGGGCUUUCCAAACCUGAAGUCUGUCCGGGAACUCAUCCUGAAACGCGGGCAAGCCAAGGUUAAGAACAAGACCAUCCCGCUGACCGACAACACGGUGAUUGAGGAGCACCUGGGGAAGUUUGGUGUCAUUUGCUUGGAAGACCUCAUUCAUGAAAUCGCCUUCCCGGGGAAGUAUUUCCAGGUGGUCUCGCAGUUCCUGCACCCGUUCGGUCUCUCCGUGGCCCGUCACGCUACCAAGAACCGAGUGGGCUUCCUCAAGGAGAUGGGCUCACCUGGCUAUCGUGGAGAACGCAUCAACCAGCUCAUCCGGCAGCUGAACUAGACGCAGCUGAAAGCACGGUGCUGCAGGCUCCAGUUCCUGUUCCUGAACGGACACCACGCGUCUUCAGGGAGAGACCAUGGGUGGGGUGUGUGGCAAGCACCUCUCCUAGCCCACGGACAGAUCCCCGUGGUUUCUGCUUGGCCACCGCUCCUCCUGAGCUCAGCGAGGACUGGCAGCUGGCCUUGAGGAGGAGGGAGUUCUGCACGACCUCAUCCUCUGUCGGAGUUAAUGCUGGUGAACACCCAAGCACGUGAUCUGGCUGCCCAAGCUCCCAGUAGCAGUGGACCAAGCUCAGGGACAUACUUGACCUGGGAGUGCUUAGGGCCUGGUCUUGGAAAGAACUUGAAAUACAGUUCCAAGUUCAAACUGA
This is a messenger RNA of Echinops telfairi (small Madagascar hedgehog), 1199 nucleotides long. It is a transcript of the gene RPL7L1, whose product is annotated as ribosomal protein L7 like 1. The transcript is spliced from 7 exons. The record is from RefSeq and is a predicted model, not a curated record. Gene Ontology annotation, biological process: maturation of LSU-rRNA from tricistronic rRNA transcript (SSU-rRNA, 5.8S rRNA, LSU-rRNA). Bases 59 to 829 code for a protein of 256 amino acids. Gene Ontology annotation, molecular function: structural constituent of ribosome; RNA binding. Gene Ontology annotation, cellular component: cytosolic large ribosomal subunit. NCBI's taxonomy places the organism in Eukaryota, Metazoa, Chordata, Mammalia, Afrosoricida, Tenrecidae.